This is a messenger RNA of Syngnathus acus (greater pipefish), 2870 nucleotides long. RefSeq lists its product as uncharacterized. Bases 1485 to 2264 code for a protein of 259 amino acids. The record is from RefSeq and is a predicted model, not a curated record. Lineage: Eukaryota; Metazoa; Chordata; Actinopteri; Syngnathiformes; Syngnathidae. The transcript has 3 exons.
GAUUAUUUUCCAGGAACACAAAUGUUUUUAUUAUUAUUAUUAUUAUUAAUUCUUUUUUAGCUGAAGCAGUACACUUUAUGUCAGAAGACAAUACUAACCCUUCAUGAUCGUAUUUUCAUGAAAUAACGUUAGUGUAAACUUCACCCUAUCUCUUGUAUAUGCAUUCAUUGUCAUUAAUACAAUGAAUUUAAUGUUUCAUUUCUGGAUUGCUCCCAGCUGUACUAAAAAGAAAAAAAAUACUAUGUAUUAAAUGUAUCGUAUAAUAUAAUAGAAUAAUAUGUAACUUCUAUUUUCAUAAAAUGUUGGUAUUCUUAGCAUUAUUUAUUUUAAGUUACUAUUAUUUUCUAUAUUUCUAUAUUUACAUUUUACAUACUCCAACUUCAGUGGAAUUGGGGACAUAUUAUAUUUUAUUCCCUGCCUAAUAUGACGCAAUUUAGAAGCAAUUUUAAUUACUGUGAAAAAUUCCAUUAAUGUAUUCAGAUGUUUUAAUCUCAUUAUCGCAUCCAUUUAAUUGCAAGGGGUUUUUCUUUUUUUUUGCACUCGUGGAAAUGUUUAUUGCAUUUCUUUAAAGAAAUUAUACAUUGAUCAAAUAAUCAAAUGAAAGCAUGAUCCUUAAAUGUUCAUUCACUGAUUUAAUUUUAUACUCAUAUAGUGCCACAAAAAAUAGUUAUUUCAAAUAACACCUGAGGGCUAUUCAGUCAUGAUUUACGGGUUGUGUCUUAGUUAGCCAGGCAGAAGUGAAACUUUUGUAAUGUAACCACCAGGGGACGUUUCCUUUGAGAAAUCAUUUUGCGCUUGAGCGUAUAAGGUCAAAUCUGCAUCAUUCAAAAGAUAAAUGAGUUGGGAUCAUUUGGAUGAAUUCACUUUACUGAUCGGUGAGACUUUUUCUAAAAUGUACAGCACCUUGACUGCUUUUAAGAAUCCUCAAAAGGAAAGUUCCAAUGAAAGAGCUCAGGAAACACAAGAAGGCACUUCAGUGUAUUAAUAAUGAAGGUCGUGCUUAGUCACCUUCCCAUGCAAACAAGGGGCUGUUGCAGCUUGGAUGAUGUUUCAUAACCACAAUAGUACUGAAUCGCAGGGUUUCGUAAUAAUUCUUCUGUGUUUGAAAUUCAUUUCAACUGAACAAAAGAAACUUGUCGAUUUCUUUUUCACAUAAUUAAAGAAUGCAAGAAAUGAGCACAAACAAACAUAUUGAUCGAUACAUUUUUGGGAUAAAUGAUGCUUGAGGCUCUUAAAAGACCCUGAGUGAUAGUGACAAUUACUCUGUUAUGGGUCAGGACACCUGAACUGGGCUUGCAAUUCAAUAGUGUUGUCCUAGAGAGGCCUCUCUGUUGCCAAGCAGCAACUGAUAACAUUGACGAUGGGAUCAGGUUGAACAAGCCACCAUCCAGCUUCAUGGACAGCCGUAAUUCAGGUGCUUGCUUCAGUUAUCUUCCGAGAGAGGAAUAUGGACCUCAGAGAGAAGCGUUGGAUUGUUUAGAGGGAUGUUUAGGAAGAUCAACCAUGUGUUCCGUCCCAAUCAUCACGGGAAAAAAGAGCAGGAUGGCUUGGGGCCAGAUUACCACAGCGCCUGCACUGUCAGGUUGGUCCGCAGUACCUCCAUGCUGGUUGUGGGAGAGAGGACCCAGUCUUCUGAGGGUGCCACGUUGAAACGGAGCAAGAGCACCGUGAGCGUGGAGUCCAACUUGUACUACUACCACAGGCACGAGGACCGCGUGUGGCUUUACUCCCAUGAGCAGAACUGCCUGGAGUAUCUGCAAGCGUUGGUGGCUCUGCGGAGACGCUACACAAAGAGUGUGAGCGACUUGAAUAAAGGUGAUAUCAAAGCCAAUGUGUCUUCCAAGAAGAAAGUGGCACCUCCGGCACCGCAAAAAAAAAUUGUAUCGAGAGCAACGCCGUCGGCUCCACCCAUACCCAAUGUGGAGGACACGCUGCAAUUUCUAGACGAGGUGAUUGCGAGUUGUGACAGUGAACCUCAUCGCAAACCUUACUUGGAUGACGGCCACGCCGACGUGGACUUUAUAGUGGCGUCCAGCUCAGCAGAACAUGACCUCCACUCCAACUGGGUCUUGAGGGUUCCUCGGGUGGCAGGUGACAGGCAGCAGGAGGAAGUUGUUGUCCGUGCCAACAAAAAAGUCCCCAAUAAAAAAAACAAGAGCGGGUCGACCAGCAGUAGGUUGCGCCUGCAGAGGAACCCCAUCCAUUUGCCCAAAGUGGUGGAGAGCGCCUUGCAGACACUUCGUUUCAAAUCCAAAAACUUCUGAAAAUGCCGGACACUCUUGUGAUUGAUGCUCGUUUGAAUGGAUAGAAAAGUUUUUAAACGUGAACACAAGUUAGUGACAUCUUAAAAAAAAAAUGUACGAGGACAGUUAUGUCCAUCUGACUUGUUUGUUCGUGUCUUGGGCAGAACAAAGAAAACAACUUUACAACGCCCUCUGCUGGAUAUGAUGGGUUGCUAGUUUAUACAAAUGUAUGUAACAAUUUUGAAGACGGACACCUAAAUUUGAGUUUAUUUUGAGGAUAAUGUAUUUUGGGGAAAUUUGUUAGAGAGAAUGUAGGGCCGGAUUUUUCGGACAAUAAAUAGCUCUGAGGACUAGUCAGAAAAAAAUAAUGCAUCAUGAAAUAAAAAAAGAAAACAUGCAAGUGGCUUCGGAGCAUAUGUCACAUUUGCACAAAUUAAAACUUUAAUGACCACACAAUUACUACUCUGCCAAUUUGUACGAGAUAGAAAAUAUUUCCAAACUUCUGUUGUAAAAGAUGUUAAAAAAAAGAAAGAAAAAAGACAAAUGUUCGUCCCCCUUAUUUAGGUAAAGCUCUGGCUACAUAUAUGUAAAAAAAAAAACAAGUAGAACAUUUUUUACUUGUUUUUU